Dentiscutata erythropus is the source of this 308-nucleotide messenger RNA. The record is from the annotation of a GenBank genome assembly. NCBI's taxonomy places the organism in Eukaryota, Fungi, Glomeromycota, Glomeromycetes, Diversisporales, Gigasporaceae.
UGGGGUUGGAUGACAUUUACCUCGCUGUUCAUGAUGGAGAUAAUAAACGUUUUGACGACGGUACACUAAGAAGUGGAGAAUCCACUAAAACAUUGUCAAUUCAAAAAAAAAUUGGACAAGACCAAAGAAAAGGAACAGGUCAACAUUUAAUAGUCGGCACGAAUAAUCCACCAAUUAAUCUUGAUAAUAUUCUUGCAAACCCAGGACGUUCAUACCAGCAUACAGUAGGGGGGGUACGAUUAGAAUUGGUAUUCAAUGAAUCUGGAGGGUCUGGCUUUCAAGAAAAUGCUGGUGCUGGAAAUAUUUAA